AUGUUUCACUGGGGAAAGUGGAAGAAGAGGAUGGGAGCAAAUAGUUCUUCAAAAAGACCCGUUUUUGACGAAAAGGAAGAUGUGAACUUUGACCACUUUCAGAUAUUGCGGGCCAUUGGGAAAGGCAGCUUUGGAAAGGUAUGCAUCGUGCAAAAAAGGGACACAGAGAAGAUGUACGCCAUGAAGUACAUGAACAAACAACAAUGUAUAGAAAGAGAUGAGGUCCGAAACGUCUUUAGAGAGCUUGAGAUUCUACAGGAAAUUGAACAUGUGUUUUUAGUAAAUCUCUGGUAUUCAUUCCAGGAUGAGGAAGACAUGUUUAUGGUUGUGGAUCUCCUGCUUGGAGGAGACCUCCGUUACCACCUGCAGCAAAGUGUCUCAUUCAGCGAGGACGCUGUUAAACUUUACCUUUGUGAAAUGACACUUGCACUAGACUACCUACAAAGCCAGCACAUCAUUCAUAGAGAUGUCAAACCAGACAACAUUCUUUUGGAUGAGCAAGGCCAUGCUCAUCUGACAGACUUCAACAUAGCCACAAUAAUAAAGGAUGGAGAACGAGCAACGGCCUUAGCUGGAACCAAGCCAUAUAUGGCUCCCGAGAUCUUUCAGUCCUUUAUGAACGGCGGGAUGGGCUAUGCCUUUGAGGUUGACUGGUGGUCAUUAGGGGUGACAGUAUUCGAAGUACUACGGGGAUGGAGGCCCUAUGACAUUCAUGCCAGUAACUCGCUAGAGUCUCUCAUCCAGCUCUUCAGCACAGUCAGUGUCCAGUACAGUCCAGCCUGGCCCAAAGACCUUGUGUCUCUCUUGAGAAAGUUACUUACGGUGAAUCCUGAGCAUCGUUUCUCCAGCCUGACUGACAUGCAGACCUCUCCCUACCUCGCUGGCAUCAACUGGGACGCCAUUUAUGAAAAGAAGAUGGAUGCUGGAUUUGUUCCGAAUAAAGGUCGCCUCCACUGCGACCCCACCUUUGAGCUGGAGGAGAUGAUCUUGGAAUCGCGUCCCUUGCACAAAAAGAAGAAAAGACUGGCAAAGAGCCGGUCUCGUGACAACAGCAAAGAUUCACAGUCUGAGAAUGAUUAUCUACAGGAGUGCCUUGAAGCGGUGCAGCAAGAGUUCAUGAUCUUCAACCGUGAGAAGUUGAAAAAGCGUCAGGAAAGUCAAAGCGAGGCUGGAGGUGACGACGGAGAUGGAGAGGCAGAGGCUGGCGUCACCGAUGACGAUGUGGCCGAGCCUGAACCGGAACCAGAACCUGAGCCGGAGUCCUCUUCCAAACUGAGCAUGUGUGGCUCUGUGUGCUCCUCCCCUGGCAGCUGCUAG
Nerophis lumbriciformis (worm pipefish) is the source of this 1317-nucleotide messenger RNA. The record is from RefSeq and is a predicted model, not a curated record. Lineage: Eukaryota; Metazoa; Chordata; Actinopteri; Syngnathiformes; Syngnathidae.